AUGAGCUCGUUUUUGAUAAACUCCAACUACAUCGAGCCCAAGUUCCCUCCCUUCGAGGAGUACGCGCAGCACAGCGGCCCGGGCGGCGGAGACGGAGCCUGUGAAACAUUUUCUUUGCGGUUUUAUGUAUCUUUCGUGAACUUGGUGUCAGCUUAUUAUAUAAUGAUGAUGUCCAAUUGCUCUUCCCCACCCUAUCUUCUCUCUCCUCCUUUCUCUCUCUUCCACUCCCUCCUUGGCCUUCUCCUUCGGGGUUCUGGGUGCUUAGUCAACCCCAGUUAUAACGGAGGGGAACCCAAGCGCUCUCGAACCGCCUAUACCCGGCAGCAAGUCUUGGAGCUGGAAAAGGAGUUUCAUUUUAACCGAUACCUGACCCGGCGGCGCCGCAUUGAGAUCGCCCACACGCUCUGCUUGUCUGAACGCCAGGUCAAGAUCUGGUUUCAGAACAGGAGAAUGAAAUGGAAGAAAGAUCACAAACUGCCCAACACCAAGAUGCGAUCCUCCAACCAAGCCUCCACCUCAGCCUCUUUGGCCUCUUCGGGCCCACCAGGAAAAGCACAAACUCAGAGCCCGCACCCCCACCCUCACUCUCUCCCUGGUGCCUCCACACCCAUUUCCUCCUCCAUAUAA
Molecule: messenger RNA, 627 nt
Organism: Fukomys damarensis (Damara mole-rat)
Lineage: Eukaryota; Metazoa; Chordata; Mammalia; Rodentia; Bathyergidae
Gene: Hoxa4
Product: homeobox A4
Exons: 2
Coding region: 1-627 (208 amino acids)
Biological process (GO): regulation of transcription by RNA polymerase II; embryonic skeletal system morphogenesis; anterior/posterior pattern specification
Cellular component (GO): nucleus
Molecular function (GO): DNA-binding transcription factor activity, RNA polymerase II-specific; RNA polymerase II cis-regulatory region sequence-specific DNA binding
Source: RefSeq, a predicted model, not a curated record